GCCUGUUGUGACAGGGUGACAUCAUGUUGUCUCUCCCAACUGCGGCCGUGAAAGCUGGUCAGGAGAAAUCAGACUUCCUUAGGUUUUUCAUCUGCCUAACAGAAAGGAAAUUUGGAGAGCGACCUCAACCGAAACGGCUCACAAGGGAAGCAAUGCGAAAUUACCUGAAGGAGCGAGGUGACCAAACAGUGCUAAUACUCCACGCGAAAGUUGCGCAGAAAUCAUAUGGAAAUGAAAAAAGGUUCUUUUGUCCUCCUCCAUGUGUGUAUCUCAUGGGCAGUGGAUGGAAGAAAAAAAAAGAGCAAAUGGAGCGGGAUGGUUGCACUGAGCAGGAGUCACAACCUUGCGCCUUUAUCGGGAUAGGAAACAGUGACCAAGAAAUGCAGCAGCUGAACUUGGAAGGAAAGAAUUAUUGCACUGCCAAAACAUUAUACAUAUCAGACUCAGACAAGAGAAAGCACUUCAUGUUAUCGGUAAAAAUGUUCUAUGGCAAUAGUGAUGACAUCGGUGUGUUCCUCAGUAAACGGAUCAAAGUCAUCUCCAAACCCUCUAAAAAGAAACAGUCACUGAAAAAUGCAGACUUAUGUAUUGCAUCAGGGACAAAAGUGGCACUAUUUAAUAGACUUCGAUCCCAAACAGUUAGCACCAGAUAUUUGCACGUAGAAGGUGGUAAUUUCCAUGCCAGUUCACAACAGUGGGGAGCAUUUUACAUUCACCUGUUGGAUGAUGAUGAAUCAGAAGGAGAAGAAUUCACAGUGAGAGAUGGCUACAUUCACUAUGGGCAGACUGUCAAACUUGUGUGUUCAGUUACUGGCAUGGCACUCCCAAGACUGAUAAUUCGAAAAGUAGAUAAACAAACGGCAUUAUUGGAUGCAGAUGAUCCAGUAUCACAGCUCCAUAAAUGUGCAUUUUACCUUAAAGACACUGAGAGAAUGUAUUUGUGCCUUUCCCAGGAGAGAAUAAUCCAAUUUCAAGCCACUCCAUGCCCAAAAGAACCAAAUAAAGAAAUGAUUAAUGAUGGAGCUUCUUGGACAAUCAUUAGCACAGACAAAGCAGAAUACACAUUUUAUGAGGGGAUGGGUCCAGUCCAUGCUCCAGUGACACCUGUGCCUGUUGUGGAAAGUCUUCAAUUGAAUGGUGGUGGGGAUGUAGCAAUGUUGGAACUUACAGGACAGAACUUCACUCCAAAUUUACGUGUCUGGUUUGGGGAUGUGGAAGCUGAAACCAUGUACAGAUGUGCAGAGAGCAUGCUUUGUGUUGUUCCAGACAUUUCUGCGUUUCGAGAGGGUUGGAGGUGGGUCCGACAGCCAGUCCAGGUUCCAGUAACUUUGGUCCGUAACGAUGGCAUAAUUUACUCCACCAGCCUUACCUUUACAUACACACCGGAACCAGGGCCACGGCCACACUGCAGUGCUGCUGGAGCAAUCCUCAGAGCCAACUCAAGCCUCAUGGCCUCCAGUGAAACAAACACAAACAGUGAGGGAAGUUACACAAGCGUCAGCACAAACCCCACCAAUGUCACAUCGUCUACGGCAACUGUAGUUUCCUAACUACUGUUGUUUGUCUGGACUUUAAUUGACUUUUCGUGCUACAUUCAAGAAAACGGAACAAUUUUUGUGGUUUCAUGGGAAAACACUUUUCCAUUUUAGGUGAUGUGAUUUCAACCUUGUUACCUGCAAGUGCUGAUCUUAAAAACAGAAGCCACAAUAAAAAAAAGAAAAAACCAACAUCCGAAACAUAAGAACUUUAUUGAAAAUCUAUUUUUCAGCUGUGGUUUUUUUAGUGGGCAAGAAACAGAAAUGUGGCUGGGAUACAUGUUGAGCAAACUAGAAAACAUGAACACAACAUAGUUUUUAUGGACCAAGGAACUUGUAUAAGCUUUAGUAUAAAAGGUACAUUUUCACCAUACCUUUUUUGUAUCACAACAUAUAGUACACUUUUGUUACCAAAUAGUUUAUAUUUUUUUUUCCUCUGAGCUUUUGCUCUGAAGUAUAUUCAGGUUCCAAGCCUGACCAUGCUUGUAUAAUCUAAUUACCAUACUCUUCCAGUUUUAAAAAAAAAUAUAUAUUUUUGGUCUGUGGCUGGAACUGUUCCUUUUUUUAAACUGAAGUCUUGUGACUUUUUAUGAACUGAAAUUGUUUUUAUUUCAGCAAGUAGAACCUUGUAAAGGCCAGCAUAUUUUUUUUAAGAUUAUAUGAAGUCUGUGCAAAAGCUUUAAAAAAUGCCUCUGCCUUGCCUGCAAUACAUGCAAUGUAUGUUAACUUUAGUGCUCUGUUUUCAGUCAUUGUUAAUAGUUAUUUCUGUUUUUCUUUUUUAAAUAUGUAUUUAUAGUGAUAAUUCAUGAGGUUCUAACAUUACAUGAGUUUUUUUUCCUAAAAGUGGCAUCUCAAGCAGUCAUAUUAAUGAUUGUUCAUGUCACAGGCAUAUGUUGGUGUUUUUGAAGGGUUGUUACUGGGUUACUCCCCCUCUUCCUUGCUCACUCAUAUUACAUCUGAAAAUGUUUCAGGAUCUGUUCAGGUUUUUCUAAUCUUGUACAUAAUUUGUAUUAAGUGUAAGUUAAAUGUUUUAUUUCAAAAGUGGAAUGUUUCCAAUAACUUCAUUUGGCAGCAUGUCUUCUGUCUUGUUGGCAUGAAACUAAAGUACCAUGAGAAGUAUGUGCUACAAAUGGGAUUGGUAGGUGAUGCCCUUCAUCACUUGAGAAUCACAACAAGCAUGUUUUUCUUCAUACUGUUCAGUAAAUUAGGCCAGACUUUUGUGUAACACUUGUAUUGAGAACGUGCUUUCAUUGUGAAGUGAUCAUACAGUAAUAACUAGAAGUAAAUUUUAUUACUUAGAAAUGGGCAAAUAGAAAAUCAUAAAAGCACUAUGAAGAUGUCAACUCCUCCCAUCCUUGUUUCCUGUGGGUUUCCCUUUCCCUGCCAACAGCUUGUGCAACAUUCAAGUCUUCUCUCCAGCAUAAAUUCAAGGCUCAUUUGCACUUUGACUUUGUUGGUUGUUGCAUUUGUUUUUCAUUUUGACUUUACCAUGUUUUGUCCCUCCUUGUAGACCUGCCUGUUUCAUUUGUAUUUGAACGUAUUCCCCCGUAGUUCAUUUGUAGUCACAGAGCUAGGCAUAGAAUUGUAGGACAAGUUCUGACAGUGUGAUCUUCCUCUUUAAAAGCCAAAAUUUCAUGGUGUGUUCAGCCUUUUCUGUACCCUGAAGCAAAAGUCACAACUGCUGUGUAAAUGUGAACCUGUGGUUUCCUACAGUGCAUUGCUUACAAGCUUACCUGUUGGCCAUUUUCAUAGGGUUUUUAUUUCUGACCACUGAUUCCAGUUUCAACACCCACCACCAUUGUAAAGCAUUGUCUCUGCGCCGUAUUUGUGUACUCUGACGCUCCAUUCUACUUGUUUGAUUAGUGCUCUGUUGUAUGUGUGAAAACAAUGUGUUUAAAGGAAGAAAUUGGUUAUAAAGCAUAUUUAGCAAAUAGUAAAAUCAGUGCCACUGUCCUCCUGAAAUGUGCUUGUAUUCUACCACAGGCCUUCAUGCUCGUUACUCUGUACUGCAAACGUGUUCCCGUGAUGUAGUUGCAAUGCUGGUUCCUAGCACUAGUGAAUGCUGCCUCACCUCAUCUCCAUUUCAGUGACCAAGGGCAGGAUUCAUUGUGGCCUUAUCUCUGUUUUAAACUGUUUACUGGCAUUUACUUGCAAAUCUGUUUACCUUUGUAUGUGCUGUAAAAUUUUGGUUUACUGUGUUGUGGCAGGAGUCGUUUCACAGUGUUUUUGAUAGAAGCACAUAAAUAUCUUACAGUACAGCUUAGUUCAAGAGCCACAGAUUUUCAUCACUAAUUAGACUGAGAAUUAAAAUAAGCAAGACAUAUAUAUCAGAUUUAGAGGGUAUUCAAGAAACCAUGAUAGACACACAGCAGGCAAACCAUAACAAGCCUUUUAAUCUUCAAAGACUAUUUAAAAUAGCUUUUCAGAACUUGACACGUGCUUUUAUACUCAUUAUUUUAAAUUUUUUUACAUAUAAAUGCAAUACUUUUUAUAUUCAGUUUCUUUACAUGCGGUAAUUUUGCCCAAUAGAUAUAAUAUCCCUUGACUUGUAAAGAUUUAUCCUAAUAUCUUGCUGUUCUACACACUACAGCCAAGUGGGUGAAAAAAGAGCCUAUUCUGCUUACAAGAUCAUUUUAAACCACAUUUUUUCAUUUGGCUUGUGGCUCUCUUGUUGCCAGUAGUUAUUCUGUAGUACAGAAAUGGUCUUCCAGGUCCUUACUGUUGUUAAUACGUCCAGUUGUUCAGACAUAUUAUCUUCCUGAACUUUUUUUCUGUGGGGUGAUAUUGUUACAUAUAUUGGCCUUGUGAGCUGUUAACAAUUUUCAUGAUAUUAACAAUAUCUCAAGAUUUUGAUAAAACUACUUAUAAAAUGUUUCAGUAUGAAACUCUUAUAACUGUUCAAGUCUAGCUGUUAAGUCUGCUGUUAAUUCUGUAUACAUAGAAAUUGAGUCUGUGUUCAGAAUGUUGUUAUAGUUCCAACUAUAGGAAGAAGAAGCAAAGUGAGUGCUCCAAUUUAGCUAUGCCUUUUCUUGUUUUCUGUUGCUUGGAACUGCGUUUCAGAAUUCAACACUAGCAUAGUCUUUAAUAAUCUGCUGCUGAUGUUUUUCCUAAUUAUUUGCCCCAAGGGCAUCCCACAACUAUGUUAAUAAUGGUAUUCUGUACUUGUUUUCAUUGCACAGACUUAAAAAAUCAGAAUGGUUACCUGAAAAGACAUUAAUUCAAGAUAUAAAUUGAUGAAUUCCCCAUAUAGAAAAUAUUAAUGCUUAGUGAAUCAAAUUAUCUCUUGGAAGUAAGCUACCCACUUGUGGAUUAAAUGACUCCAUAGAGAUGUCCAUCUUGCAACUAAGAUGCUCUUCAAUUAUUAACCAUAUUAUUUACUUUCUUUCAAAAGCAGCUGUGUUUAUGAGUACUGAACAAAUGUGUAUACUUUCCUGUGCCAGACUUUUGACUUUGUUUUCAAGCACUGUACUGUGGGAUUGAGUGGCAGCUUUGUUAGAAAAGAAGUAUAUUAGGGUUUCUACUUAACCCUUUUAGGACUGAACAAUUUCUUCCCUUUAGAAGCUGUAAAAUAAAUGAGCAGUUUUAACUUCGUAAACAUUCUGUCUGUGUUCAGCACUGCAUUUGCCCCAUCUGGAGGUGCUAUGCUAAUGUCAUUUUUUAAAAUUCUGUAGCAUGUGUAUACAUUCAGUCUUAAAAGGGUUAUUUUUACAAACUGUGCACCUGUAAAGUUUCUUAGCAAUAAAGGUAGAAAAACGAGCAAGUUUUUACCAUAAUUUUGUAGAAUUAAUUGCUCAGUUCCAUAUUUCAUCAAGAAAAUCCCUGCAAUAUGGGCAGUUUUGAGGAUUAAAUAAAAGUGAAAUGUAAACCACAUAAAA
This is a messenger RNA of Passer domesticus (house sparrow), 5410 nucleotides long. RefSeq names its product recombination signal binding protein for immunoglobulin kappa J region (gene RBPJ). Lineage: Eukaryota; Metazoa; Chordata; Aves; Passeriformes; Passeridae. The coding region runs from base 24 to 1550 and encodes 508 amino acids. Gene Ontology annotation, molecular function: RNA polymerase II cis-regulatory region sequence-specific DNA binding; DNA-binding transcription activator activity, RNA polymerase II-specific. Gene Ontology annotation, biological process: Notch signaling pathway; regulation of transcription by RNA polymerase II. The transcript has 12 exons. The record is from RefSeq and is a predicted model, not a curated record. Gene Ontology annotation, cellular component: nucleus; MAML1-RBP-Jkappa- ICN1 complex.